This is a messenger RNA of Xenopus tropicalis (tropical clawed frog), 2220 nucleotides long. Its product is annotated as cuticle collagen 40-like. NCBI's taxonomy places the organism in Eukaryota, Metazoa, Chordata, Amphibia, Anura, Pipidae. The record is from RefSeq and is a predicted model, not a curated record. The transcript has 2 exons. The coding region runs from base 48 to 1250 and encodes 400 amino acids.
AAGGUCGGAGAAGAAGCCAGCAGCGUGAGAGCCAGCAGCCCGACAAGAUGUCUGCCAGCAUUGAAGAGAUGCUAGCCCGCAUCAGGGCAGAAGCUGAGAAGAGGGGAGACGAGUGGCUUCGCCAGCUUCUACCCAGCCAGCAGGACCAACCCCCCACAACACCUACCAGGAGGUCCCGAAGAUCCCGGCCGCCCAGCAGGCUCAGCCCAUCGCCACCAACGCGCAGGAGGAGGCCCGCAUCCCCGAGCCCGCAGCCACCCACCAGCGGGAGCCCGGGACUGCAGAGAGCCACCAGACGCAGCAGGAUCCCAGCCGGAACCCCCCCUUCGGGCCGCCAGGAGCCAGCCACCCCCACAGGCGGAGCACGGAGCGGAGGAUCCAGCGCCCGCCGCAGAAGCAGAGGACCCGGCGCGGCCGGCGAGGACCACGUGGAGGAGGCAUCCGAGGCAGAGGCAGGCGCCCCAGGGAGGACCAGCACCCCAGGAACGUCCAGGCGGCUCCGCGGUCAGGCAAGUACUGGGCCGGGUGGGAGCCAGGAGGGCAGAAGCGCUACACGCGCCGGGCAGGGAGACGCGCCUGGGCCUCGGGAGGGGGGAGGGGCCAGAAGGCGGGGCCAGGAAACGCGCAUGGCGGGCGCGCCGAUGCAGGGGGGGGCCCCGGCAGUCAGCUUUACCCCAGAGAGGGUUGGGGGCACAGCGACAGCCCAGACAGCGUGGGGCACUGCUCCACAGGCGGCAGGCACAACAGAGGGCGGGCUAGGAGCGGGCGGGCCCGCGACAGGGGGGGCCUGGGCCUACAGCCACGACCCAGACACAAGGGGGGGAACAACAGCGGCCCAGGCUGCAUGGGGCAGGCCUGGGGCAGACACAGCAGCAAACAGCUGGGGAGCGGGUGGGCCGGCCGGCGCCACCCAGGGGGGCCCAACACCAGCGGGUUUGCCCGGAUGCGGGCCUCCUAACCCAUCACGGCCAGCAGGAGUGGGCCUGGGGCAAGCAACAGGGGACAUGAUGGAGGGCACGCGGGCAGUACCCUGUAAUGCCGCGGCGGGGUGGGAGGGAACAACGGCUGCACCCACCGUGGCGGCCCAGGGCAUGCCCCCCCCCGCUUUGUAUUCCGCAGGUGUACAGGUCAGAGAGCGGAGGAGCAGCCACAGCACAGCAUCCGCGGGGGACAUCACAGGAAACCACAGGCCGGGACAGCACGAUCUCCAGCCACAACGACAGCGCAGUGGGACAGAUUCCGAUCUCUAGCGCCAGAAGCGGAACAGGAGGGAGAGCGAUGCCCAGACAUCGUUUGGAGAGUGGUAUCUCAGGUAUGAUAGAAUGGGUCAGGAGGUCAGUAGCACCGACCACCUGGAGCUCCUACAACAGAAUAUGGAAGGAAUGGUUCCAACUAGAACAGGAAAUGGGAUCAGAGACUGAGUUAGAUCGACUUGGGCUCCUGGCUUGGCAGCUGUCCAAGGAUUUCAGCGACAAUGUAUCAGCCAGCGCAGUCGAAAAAAAAUUGGCAGCCCUAGCAUUUUUAUUCAAACUCCGGGGCUGGGCGGAUCUCACCAAGGAGUUUGCGAUCAAACAGGCAGUAAAAGGCUUCAAAAAGGGGAGGAGGCCCAUAGACCACAGGCGGCCGAUUACUUUCAAUAUCUUGGGGGGCCUAUUCAAUCAACUGGGGGAGUUGGCUAACUCGCCCUUUGAACUGGUAUUGUUUAGACUGGCAUUCUCAUGGGCCUUCUUUGGCGCAUUUCGAAUAUCAGAGCUGGUAAGUCACAACAAAGCGGGGGGCGGGGGGAUUUUGAGGCAGGACGUCAGCAGGUUAGAUGGGAGCGUGGCCAUUAUGCUUAGAGACUCCAAGACAGACAAAAAAGGGACGGGAUUCAGGGUAGAGCUAUUUGGGAUCGAAGGACAUCAUACCUGCCCAGUCAGAUGCUUUGACAAUUACGUUAGGGUCAGGCCUGACCACCAGGGCAGUUUACUGGUUCAUCAAGAUGGGGCUUCACUAUCUCGAUACCAAUUCAUUGCUGUACUCAAGAAGGCACUGCAAGGGUUGCACCUUGCCGCGAAGGAGUAUGGGAGCCACUCCUUCAGGAUCGGGGCCGCUACAGAAGCAGCGAGGUGGGGCCUCGGGGCAGAUGUAAUUAGGAAAAUUGGCAGAUGGGAGUCAAACAGGUUCCAGACUUAUGUUAGACCCAAUAGAGUUGAGCGUUAAAAAAAAAAAAAAAAAAAA